ACCUGGCAACCCCCAAAGUAAAAGGCGGUGAAACGAACACACGCGAGUCGUUAGUUUAGGAGGGUCGCCUCACACACACACACACACACACACACACACACACAAAAACAGGGUUUCUGCGGUCAGCCGACAGGAAUGGACGUUAGCCAGGUGAGCUGCGUCCUCUGUCACCGGCGCGAGGAGACGGAAGAGAGCGGAGCGCUGUCGACUAAAGCUGACGUCACGGCUCACCAGAACUGUUUGUUAUUUUCCUCCGGCCUGUUUUGCCGUAACUCCCCACAGUUUGACGAUCUGUUCGGUUUCACCGUGGAGGAUGUGCUGAACGAGGUCAAACGAGGAAGCAAACUGAUGUGUAACAAAUGUAAGAAGAAAGGCGCCACUGCAGGAUGUGAAGUCAAGCGCUGCAAGAAGUCCUACCACUACCCGUGUGCUGUUCAAGACGGAGCCAAUAAUGUGGAGGACGCAGACCAGGGGAAAUAUGGGCUGUACUGCUUCAAUCACUAUCAAGAAACACAAAGACACAACGACUCUGUAAACGGACGCCCCGCCUCCUUCACUCAGUGCCGACCGUCCAAUAGAGCGAGUGAAGCCGGAUCCUCUAAGAGCAACGGGGACUCGACCGCGGCCAGACGUCUGUUGGCGUGCAGCAGCAGCGACUCCGACCCGUGCGGCAGCAUGACGACGCCUUCAUCAACCAAGAGAAAGUUGAGUUUCAGAGACAAGCGGGAAGGGGGCGUGUCCAAACGUAAAGGCUGGAACGUGAUCUCAACGGACGAUUCUUCAAAUUCAGAUGAGAGCGAGUCAGAAAUGGCAAUGUUUGCACCCGUGGACACGGAUUUCGAGGAAAGCGCAAACUCCGUUCCGGAGGCCCGAUUGAUCAGAAAAGACGGCGAGAGUCCCACUGGGUCCACUUCAGGAAAUCAAGUGGAGGACGCGAGCGUCGGUGGAAAUGAUGAAGGAGAUGAAACCAUCAUGCAUUCAGAUGCCGGGUCAGAGAGUCUGCUGCUUCCUGUGUGUCGGUCUCCUUCAACUCAGACCGUGGCGACUCAGUCACCCCGCAUGGUUUUGGUGAAGUCGGAGGAGGCGGCGGCUCGGAGAUUAGACCGAGGAUCCGGUCCUGUCCACAGUCCCUCUCCUCACCGCUCACCUCCGUGCACCAGCUCAGCCAUUCCCCUCCUUCGGGCCCUGGCCCCUCCCCCUCCUCUGGCCCCUCCCCCUCCUCUGGCCCCUCCCUCAGACCCCUCCCUCAGCUUCGACUCCACCCGCUUCUGGAAAAGCUGCAACAAGGCAGGGUGCACACGGGCGCUCUUCACUGGUUUCAUUAAUGAGAUGAACGCCAUCUCCAGCAGAAUUCAGUCCGACCUGGCCAGCCAGGAGGACUAUGAUCAUGCACUCACGGUGAUGAAUGCUUCUGGGAAACUGGAGGGGCUUGUGGCCGAGCAGCAGGAAGAGUUGCAAAGGAAACAAACGGAGCUGCUGACGGCCAGCGGCGCCAUGAAGGAGGUCGUCUCGGCCCUGAAGACACGCGUCCAUCAGCAGAAGCUGUGAGAACGUCUUCUCUUCUCUUUUGUCCUAAAAAAACAAACUACAACUAAAACACUGUUUUAGUUUUUUCAAAUUACUCGGAUGACAUUUUUAGCAUUUUAUACGAUUUGUACAUUACGAUAUAUUUUAUUGAUUAUGUCUUGAUAUUUAAGUGGAAGGUGAACUGCACCAUUUUACCCGAGCAUGUGGGUAUAUAAUAAUAUAAUUAUGUCUUGGAAAAAGUUCCACAUGCAACACAACGAUCUGAAAUUGUUAAAAAAAAAUAACAUUGUUGUUCUUAAGUUUGUUCCUUUUUAUGAUGUUUCAUGUACUUUUAAGAUAUUUUAUUGUAGAGCUAUCUUAGAAGAAAAACCCUGCUGUAUUUCAAUGCAUGUAUUAAUGUUGGAAGCCGGUGAAUUUGGGCCAGAAAUAGAUGAAAUGUUUGGAGUAUUCAUCUCUCAAAAGGUCCUUCCUCCUCAAACUGAGUGACUACAGUAACUCUGCAGGUUUGAGUUGUUAAUUAAAGACUCAAACGGUUCAUCAGACGUGUGUUUGACAAGUUUACUGUAAACCAGAAGGACAGAAGAGCGGAAAUAAUGUUGCAGUUUACAAGUAUUUGCAAGGAAAUUUCUGCAAAUACUUAAUUGCAAAGUUCAGGAGUCUGUGUUUACAUUAUUGAUCAAGAGGAAUUCAUGUUUAGUCCUCUUGUUCAGGUAAUACAUUGUUAUAACCGUUAGUAAAGUUGUUUGUUCAACAUGUU
Molecule: messenger RNA, 2284 nt
Organism: Cyclopterus lumpus (lumpfish)
Lineage: Eukaryota; Metazoa; Chordata; Actinopteri; Perciformes; Cyclopteridae
Gene: phf11
Product: PHD finger protein 11
Exons: 17
Coding region: 136-1548 (470 amino acids)
Cellular component (GO): nucleus
Molecular function (GO): histone binding; histone deacetylase binding
Source: RefSeq, a predicted model, not a curated record